AAAUUGUUAGGCGUCCUUUGUACUGCUCAUGCGCCGUAGCUGUGCCUGUACCACUGGCUGGGGGUGAAGCUGCUGUCAGCAGGCGGGUCUUUACGGUGUAUCCGUAAACCGGGAGGGAGGCCCCGGUUCUGAGGUCACAACAAAUCACGGUGCUGCUGUGUGCAUGAACAAUGCCGAUCAUCAGAGCAGACAAGCCAGAGUCCUGUGAUAACGUCAAGGUCGUGGUACGAUGUCGUCCUCUCAACGAACGAGAGAGGGCCAUGAGCAGCAAGAUGGCCGUUGGUGUGGAUGAAAUUAGAGGGACUAUCACUGUACACAAAGUGGACUCUAUGAAUGAGCCACCCAAGACAUUCACGUUUGACACUGUUUUCGGGCCAGACAGUAAACAACUGGAUGUUUAUAACUUGACUGCUCGACCAAUCGUUGAUUCUGUGCUUGAAGGCUACAAUGGCACUAUAUUUGCCUAUGGACAGACUGGAACAGGCAAAACAUUUACUAUGGAAGGAGUCCGGGCAGUACCAGAACUCAGAGGGAUCAUUCCUAAUUCCUUUGCUCAUGUAUUUGGACAUAUAGCUAAAGCUGAAGGGGAUACACGAUUUUUGGUGCGUGUCUCUUAUCUGGAAAUUUAUAAUGAAGAAGUAAAAGACUUGCUUGGGAAGGAUCAGACCCAGAGGCUGGAGGUGAAAGAGAGACCCGAUGUUGGAGUUUACAUUAAGGACUUGUCUGGUUAUGUUGUAAACAAUGCAGAUGACAUGGACAGAAUCAUGACCUUAGGACACAAAAAUCGGUCUGUUGGUGCCACUAAUAUGAAUGAACACAGUUCUCGAUCCCAUGCUAUCUUUACAAUUACUGUCGAAUGCAGUGAGAAAGGGGCAGAUGGAAACAUUCAUGUUCGCAUGGGAAAGCUUCACCUUGUAGAUUUGGCAGGUUCAGAACGACAAUCAAAAACAGGGGCAACUGGACAGAGACUUAAGGAAGCCACAAAGAUAAAUCUUUCCCUUUCAACCCUGGGUAAUGUCAUCUCUGCUUUAGUUGACGGGAAGAGCACUCAUGUGCCCUACAGGAAUUCCAAACUAACUCGGCUGCUUCAGGAUUCACUAGGUGGAAACUCAAAGACCAUGAUGUGUGCAAAUAUCGGCCCUGCAGAUUACAACUACGAUGAGACAAUCAGUACAUUAAGAUAUGCAAACAGAGCCAAAAAUAUAAAAAAUAAAGCUAGAAUUAAUGAAGACCCCAAGGAUGCGUUGCUACGACAGUUUCAAAAAGAAAUUGAAGAUCUCAAAAAGAAGUUGGAGCAAGGAGAAGAUGUUUCUGGUUCUGAUGACAGUGGCACUGAGGAGGAUGAUGAUGAAGACGGAGAAAUCGGAGAAGAUGGAGAAAAGAAAAAAAAGCGAAGGGGCAGUAGCAGCAGCAGUAGCAGUUCAGACUCCACAGUGAUAGAGAGACCAGUGGAUAAAUGCUUACCUAAGCAAGCAGGCAAAAAGAAAGGCUCCCCAGAUAAGAUGGCAGAGAUGCAAGCUAGAAUUGACGAGGAAAGGAAAGCUCUUGAAGCAAAACUUGACAUGGAAGAAGAGGAAAGGAACAAGGCUCGAGCAGAGCUGGAGAGAAGAGAAAAAGAUCUGGUUAAGGCGCAACAUGAACAUCAAUCACUGCUUGAGAAAUUAUCUACUUUGGAGAAGAAGGUCAUUGUUGGAGGAGUGGACUUGCUGGCCAAAGCAGAGGAACAAGAGAAACUUCUAGAAGAAUCCAAUUUUGAACUUGAAGAGCGGAGAAAGCGAGCAGAGAAGCUGCGCAAAGAGUUAGAGGAAAAAGAGCAAGAACGUUUGGAUAUUGAAGAGAAGUACACAAGUUUACAGGAGGAGGCACAAGGCAAAACCAAAAAACUGAAGAAAGUAUGGACCAUGUUAAUGGCUGCAAAGUCAGAGAUGGCAGAUCUACAACAAGAGCACCAAAGGGAGAUAGAGGGUUUGCUAGAGAACAUUCGGCAACUUAGUCGAGAACUGCGACUUCAGAUGAACAUAAUUGAUAGCUUUAUUCCACAGGAAUAUCAGGAAAUGAUUGAAAAUUAUGUUCACUGGAAUGAAGAUAUUGGAGAAUGGCAACUGAAAUGUGUUGCCUACACAGGAAACAACAUGAGAAAACAGACUCCAGUAUUAGACAAGAAAGAAAAAGAUCCCUUUGAAGUUGACUUGUCUCACGUGUAUUUGGCGUACACAGAGGAAAGUCUCCGUCAGUCCUUAAUGAAGCUCGAGAGGCCAAGGACCUCAAAAGGAAAAACACGACCUAAAACUGGUAGAAGGAAGCGUUCUGUGAAGCCCGAAGCUGUGAUCAACUCCUUGUUGCAGUGAAUGAACACUCCAUAGGAAUUAAGCUAGAAUGUUUGUGUGCUGGUGACCCGCCACAACAUUUUUGGUGUGAUAUAAAUUGUCAUUUGGUAGAUUCCAAGGCAUGUCGGCUUCUGUUGUGAUCUAGAUGAACCAUUUUUCCCUUUAAAUGUCUGCCUCUUGUUUCCUCAUGCAAGUGCCAGCUGCUUUUCCAGUAAGAUUCAUAUAGGUUGAGUUCCCUCUGUAGCUAUGGGUUAACUCUCUUCUACUGUGGAAAAGUUAGCUAUACAUUUGUCUAAAAGGGCACAUAAAUAACCCAAUAACUAUUUAACGUUAUUCUGUUAACACAAACCUUUCUUAUCUUCUACCUACACUUCUAAUAACUUAUAUUCAGGUUUGUCAUGGCUAAUGGCUAUUGUGGAUAAGUGUAAUCCAAGCAUUCCAGAUAAAGCAGGGGCCCCCAACGUUUUUUUUUUACCCAUGAGCCACAUUCAUAUGUAAAGAGAGUCGGGAAGCAACACAAUCCCUGGGGAUGCCAAAUAAGGGCUGUGAUUGGUUAUUUGGUAGCUUCUGUGCUGACUAGCAGCCUACAGGAGGCUCUGUUUGGCAGUACAAGGCUGCUGUAAAUAAAGACCAUUACUUGUUACCUAAAAGUGCAUCCCUCAUGUAGGCACCAAAGAUUCUGUUACUUUGUUUUCAGCCAUAUGUACUUUUUAACUAACCAUUUAAUUUGAACUUACGGUACAGGUAUGGGAUCCGUUAUCCGGAAAGCUCCGAAUUAUGGAAAGGACAUCUCCCAUAGACUCCAUUUUAUUCAAAUAAUCCAAAUUUUUUAAAAAUGAUUUCCUUUUUCUCUGUAAUAAUAAAACAGUACUUUGUACUUGAUCACAACUAAGAUAUAAUUAAUCCUUAUUGGAAGCAAAACCAGCCUAUUGGGGUUUUCAUUUUUAUAUGAUUUUCUAGUAGAUUUAAAGUAUGAAGAUCCAAAUUACAGAAAGAUCUGUUAUCCAGAAAACCCCAUGUCCCGAGCAUUCCGGAUAACUGGUCCCAUGCCUGUAGUAUACAAUUAGCUGAGUGUCUUUUAUCAUCUGGACAGAUAUCAGAACACAGUCAAUUUUCGCACAAUAAAUCCCUGUAUCAUCCAAUUCGCACUGUAUCCUGGGCCUUUUCUUGGGAACAACUGCCCUUUCUGUUAGGCUUCUCUUGAGUGCCUGCACAAUCCCGUAGAUUCUUUAUGAAACUAGGGGUGGGCGAAUAGUAUAUUUUAGUGAAAGUCUCCCUUUCUAUUUCAAGCUCAGCUGUGGAGUAAAUCCUCUAAAAAAAGGUUUCUGCCAUUAGCUGAUUGGUUGCAUCCUUGUGUCUUGCAAAGAUUGUGGAGCUUGUAUUGAAUUGGAAACAUAACACUACUGCUCUGUGUGUGUUUGUUUACACCAUUACAUGUCAUUGUUUUCUGCUCUUUUUAUUUUAAAACAUAUAAUGCCAAUGGUUUUACUAUAUGUUCAUUUGUCUGUGCUUUGGGCUGUGUUUAUUUUUAUGGUUAGUUAUUUUAGGAGACCAGCCCAGACUUGCAGCAUCACACAGCUGUUUGGUUUCUGCCUCUAACCCCCAUACCUAAAUGACUUUAAUGUGACACUAUAUACCUUUGAUUGCUGCAAUAGGGACACUAUAUACCUUUGAUUGCUGCAAUAGGGAGCAGUCAGUAUAUCGGCUAUCAAGGUGCUGCCUAGAGUCCUGCGCGGAACCAAUUUGUUAAACCCGACGCGCAACCCGCAUACUUACCCGUUUGGACCUGCUACCUGACCCUUAAGAACCUUAUCCGCAACCCAAUCCACUGACCAUCAAGAAACAGAAAGUGCUGUCAUUGUAAACCGGAAGUGAUAUCAUUGGAAGUUGGCAUGAUCAGAAAAAAAGGAGUAAAACAGUAAAACUUACUAUUGAGAAGACCCGCGUCCCAAACUGCGACCUGUAAACCCGGAGAACUGCCAACCCGCGUCUAUACCCGAUCCCGAAACUUCUAUCUGCAAACGCAGGUUUUUACAGGUGACCCACGGGUACCCGACCCGCUGCAGGACUCUAGUGCUGCCUACUGCUUAUUCUAGCAAAUUAUUAGUACUAGUCUAUGGCCAGCAGGGGGAGACAGGAUUUCCCCAGUGGUGAACUUCAAUAACUAGAGAAAAUGAUGCUUGUGUAUAGGCUAAAAAAUUGCUUGUCUUCACCAGGUCAUAAUAAAAAAAAACACUGACACUUUUCCUAUGUCUUUACUCAACAACCAAGCAUGUAUUUCUUUCUAAAUCCAUUACUGGUCAGUAUAAUGCCCUUUAUCAUUGGAACCUUAACUUGCACCCUGCCUUGGUUAUUAGGCAGCCAUUGAUGUAUAUAGGCUCAUGUAUACGCAACUUGGCUCCCAAAGAAACCAGAGCCCAGAGGCAAAAUUGGGUGCAACUGUCUGGUGUUCCCUCCUACACACAGCUGUCUGACUCUAUAUCGAUUAAUGUGAACCUAAAGCAUGUUUUGUAAGGCAGCAUACAGAUACUGUAAGUCUGUGCAGGUCUUUGGUCCCAGUUCUGGCUGGUUGUAUGUUAGUACCAUUUUAAUUCCUGUAUAAAGUAUUUACAGUUUACACACUGUGUUCUUUCAGACAGCCAGGAGACAGAGAGGGGAAGUUCAGCAAGCACUUUAAAAGAUGUGAGAUGGUUUGUCCUUUUAUAUUUAUUUUUUAUAUUUUCACUUUCAUGUUUGUAUAAAGUGUCUGCUGUUGUACAUUUGCUGUGUUCUCUUUAUUUGUUGCAUAAGCACCGAAAAUAUCCAUAAUUGUGUUGUAGCGCUAAAUGAUUGCCAUACUAUGAGAAAGCAAAGUAAUUGUUAUAUUCCAUAGGAAUUAUUACAGAGGCAUGCCAAGCUUUGUUACGCUCACGAUAUGCUAGAGAUUGACAUGUUCCUUCACUAAAUUGUUUCCCCAUUGAGCAAAAUAAAAGAAGAAUAUAUCCCA
Messenger RNA from Xenopus laevis (African clawed frog), 5313 nucleotides. It is a transcript of the gene kif3a.S, whose product is annotated as kinesin family member 3A S homeolog. NCBI's taxonomy places the organism in Eukaryota, Metazoa, Chordata, Amphibia, Anura, Pipidae. Bases 171 to 2348 code for a protein of 725 amino acids. Gene Ontology annotation, molecular function: microtubule binding; cytoskeletal motor activity; ATP binding. Gene Ontology annotation, biological process: transport along microtubule; mitotic cell cycle; microtubule-based movement. The transcript is spliced from 19 exons. Gene Ontology annotation, cellular component: cilium; microtubule; centriole. The record is from RefSeq and is a predicted model, not a curated record.